Molecule: messenger RNA, 720 nt
Organism: Leptosomus discolor (cuckoo roller)
Lineage: Eukaryota; Metazoa; Chordata; Aves; Leptosomiformes; Leptosomidae
Source: RefSeq, a predicted model, not a curated record
AUAUUUUCUGUCCAACAGUUAGUGGAACAAUGGAAAAAUCGUCUGUGUCAGCUGAAAGCUUCACAGGCAUCGACAAAAGCAGCUUUGCUACCUGAAUUGAAGCACACGACCACUCAGCCAUUGCCUGCCUUUGGAUUUGGAGGACAGCAAUCAUCAGGCUUUGGGUUGUCAAGCUUUCCUAUGAAGAGCAGCAGUACUAGUGCCAGUAAUUUCUCCUUUAAAACAAAUUCCAGUCGUGUUGGUCCUGCUCUGGGGAGCUCCUCUGCUGAUUCUAAUCCUCCCACGUUUGGACUGAUGUCCUCUCCUAGUGUAUCCCAUUCUGUUGGUUUUGGCAGCCUGGCAACUCCAUCUGCAGCCUCCUUCUCAUUUAAAACUUUUGGAACCACCAGGAAUUCCAAACCCACUAGUUUUUCAGGGUUUGGCAGUUCGGCUGUGAACCGUUUGGGCACCACUCCAUUUCCAGCCUUUGGAGAUUCGAAUGCAGCAGUUACAGCUUCUCCCUCCCAUUCAAGCAGCACUGGUUUUGGACAGACUGUCAGUGCCUCUGGACAUCACGUAACAUCAGCAUCUGCGGUCACAAGUAAUAGCACAUCAGAAAAUUUAUAUACACCGAUGAGCAAAUUAACAGCUGAAGAGGUGGAACAAUUCAAAGCCAAAAAGUUUACCUUGGGGAAGAUUCCUCUUAAUCCUCCACCAGUAGAACUUUUAAAUGUUUUAUGA